Cannabis sativa is the source of this 3441-nucleotide messenger RNA. RefSeq names its product KIN14B-interacting protein At4g14310. Gene Ontology annotation, molecular function: protein binding. The coding region runs from base 300 to 3107 and encodes 935 amino acids. NCBI's taxonomy places the organism in Eukaryota, Viridiplantae, Streptophyta, Magnoliopsida, Rosales, Cannabaceae. The record is from RefSeq and is a predicted model, not a curated record. The transcript is spliced from 5 exons.
AAAAAAAAAAAAAUGUUGUAAAUCAAAAUAUAGAUCCCGCUCAAACUCAUACUAACCCAACUCAAAAAAUCAUUUUCAGAACAGAGAAGAGAAGAGAAGACGACAAUAAAUCAUUUUUUAGGGUUUUUGAAAGUUCAAACUUCAGUCUUUGAUGAUUUGACUGAGACCACCACCUCCGGCCAAGAAGAUCUGGAAAUUUAGAGAUUGGACCAUUCUAACGGGUUCGAAUUAUUUGUUUUACUCUUUGAAUAAUAUAUAUGGGCAGUGAGCUAUUUGGAGUUGGUUUUUGAAAUUAUUUCAUGUCCGCCGCCUCUUCUCGCCGUAUUAAAGACCGGUCCGGUCGUACUGCCGGACCCAAAAUUGCUGCAACUGGUAAGUCCUUUAAGGCAAUUACUCCGAUUCCCAUUUCAGACAGUAGGUUUUCUACUGGAAAGGAGAAUGGGUCUGGGAUCACUUCCAAGGUUCAGAAACCUGCUAUCCGACCUGUGACACGUGUAGAUAAGGCUUUUGUGUCUGGGGGAGUGACCGGAGGCGAUGCUCGGACUCGGUGGUCCACUUCGUCGUCUGGGCCGAGAGGUCGAAGCCCUAGCCCGUCUGAUUUUUCGAGGAUGGUGUUGGAUGUCCGAAAGGAGCGGAGGGUUUCGGUGGAUAGAACCGAUAGGGCUUUUUCGAGCACUGGAAAAAGUUUUGAAGGUUCUAGGGUUUCGGAUUGUGGGAAGCAGAAGAAGAGAUUUGGUGAUUUGGGCUCGAAAAGUAGCGAAUUGGGCUCGAAUGGAAUUAGGGUUUUUAGGGAUAGUAAAGUUAGUGGUGUGAUUUCGGAGAAAAUGAGUAAGGUUCGUGGGGUUUGGGAAGGGAAAACAAUGGAAAGUGAAAAGUGUGGAAAUGGGAAGAAUGAUACAAGCUUAGAUUUGAGGAAUGGAGUUGAUGUUGGUAAGGCUAUGGCGAAUUGUAUCAAGAAAGAGAGCGCAAAGAAAGCUCGAGUAAAGGUGGAGAUAGAUGACUUGCCUUUGAAGCUUGCUAAAGAUGAAAGCUUUGGGAAGAAGGAGAUGGAGGAGAAGUCUGUAAAUGUUUUGGAUGUUGCUAAGGAGGGAAAGGUAAGUGAAGCUGGUGUUGAUGGUCGGGAUUGUAAUAGUUAUCCGAGUAAGCUACAUGAGAAGCUUGCUUUCUUAGAAGGGAAGGUUAAGAGAAUUGCUUCUGAUAUCAAGAGGACUAAGGAGAUGUUGGAUUUGAAUAAACCAGAUGAGUCAAAGGUGAUACUUUCGGAUAUUCAAGACAAGAUUUCGGGGAUUGAGAAAGCUAUGGGUCGUGUUGCUGGUGAUUCUGGUUCGAAGUUAAGCACUUUGAAAGGAAAUGAGAUUGGUGAUCAGAAGGUGAAAACUGUUGUGAGCGAUCAGCUUGAUCUGGUGGACAACAGUAAAAGCUCGGUGAACGGUUUAAACAGUGAUGAAUUGGAAGCUAGACUGUUUCCACAUCAUAAAUUGCUCAGAAAUCGGGUUAUAUCAUUAAAACCCUCAUCAACAAAUUCUCAAAGUGUUGAAUCGAAGGCAGUUGAUAAGCCAUUGAGUUCCAUUGAUGAUAACCCAAUAGCAAUAGAAUUCUUGGCUUCCUUGAAUAAGGAGGGAACGAAAAUCACAACAAGGGAAAUGAAUGCUGGUAUGGAAUGUUAUGAUGCAGAAGAAGCUGAUGGUGUAGAGUUGGAAGCUGGGGGAUGUUCUUCGGACAUAAUGAUUCAGAAAGAAAAUGCCGAGCUUCUUCUAACAGCCGAUGAAGCAAUUGAUGAAUUUGAAGAUCAGGAGAAUAGACAGAUGGUUGAUGAUGAAACUGAGGAAAAUAGUAUUUACCAGGUGAAUGAAAUAGGCUGCAAAACAUCAACAGGAGGCUGGUUUGUGUCUGAAGGCGAGUCGGUUCUCCUUGCUCAUGAUGAUGGUUCGUGUACUUUUUAUGAUAUUGUUAACAAUGAGGAAAAGGCGGUGUACAAGCCUCCUGCUGGAGUAUCUCCUGGUAUAUGGAGAGACUGUUGGGUAAUUCGAGCUCCUAGUGCAGAUGGAUGUUCGGGAAGGUAUGUUGUGGCUGCAUCUGCGGGGAAUGCUUUGGAUUCGGGUUUUUGCUCGUGGGAUUUCUACACCAAAGAAGUGCAUGCUUCUUAUUUUGAAAGAGUACCACCACCUUCAAGAACAGUGCUUGGUCCCUUACCGAACAAUAUUUCACACAGAAAUUCCUUGUCCAAUCCUAUGGAUCCAGAAACUCGACAAUGGUGGUAUAGACCUUGUGGAUCUCUUAUUGCUUUAACUUCUAGCUCUCAGAGAGCGGUGAGAAUAUUUGACAUUCGUGAUGGAGAAGAAAUGAUGGAAUGGGGUGUAUCAAAGCCUGUGUCAACAAUGGAUUAUUCAAGCCCCUUGCAGUGGAGAAAUAGAGGAAAAGUAGCCAUUGCUGAAGCUGAAACUAUCUCUCUUUGGGAUGUAAACUCCAUCAGCCCUCAAGCAUUACAAUCAGUUUCCUUAUCUGGUCGAAAAAUCUCUGCUUUUCAUGUGAAUAAUACUGAUGCUGAGCUCGGUGGAGGUGUUCGACAAAGGCUAAGUUCAUCAGAAGCCGAGGGAAACGAUGGUGUAUUCUGCACUCAAGACACCAUUAACAUUAUGGACUUUCGCAACCCAUCUGGUAUAGGUCUUAAGAUACCAAAGCUCGGUGUGAAUGUACAGUCGGUUUUCUCACGUGGGGAUUCUGUCUUUCUUGGUUGCUCAAACGUGAGAACAUCAGGGGUGAAAAGGCAGUCCACCUCAGAAGUGCAGCAAUUUUCGCUGCGUAAGCAGAAGCUAUUCAGCACUUACUCGUUGCCUGAAUGCAAUGCCGAUAGCCAUUAUUCAGCAAUCACUCAAGUUUGGGGAAAUUCGAAUCAUGUCAUGGCUGUUAGUGGAUUGGGGCUGUUUGUAUUCGAUACAUGUACAGACAACGAUCUUGAUCCGUAUACAAGCGAUGAAGAUAAGUCUCAAAUGGUUAGAGAAAUUGUUGGCCCUGAUGAUAUGUAUUCACCGUCUUUCGAUUAUUCAGCAUCUCGCACUCUUCUGAUAUCCAGAGAUCGCCCGGCGAUAUGGAAGCAUUUGUCUUAAGACGAAACACUACUGCUUGCUUUCCAACUCGAAAGCAUAAAAUUUAUUAGGUAAUAUGAGGCUAUGGGCAUGACAUUAUGCUAUGCUGUAUUUCUUUCUGUUUUUUUUAGUUGAUUAUUGAUUGUGUUUGUAUGGUUUUUCUAGAUCAACUUUGUUAUUUAUUGAUAGAAAAUGGAAGUUAAUCUCUCUGUCAUGCUCUGCUGUAUUGCUAGGGAAAAAGUUACAUCAGAACAUUGAACAGAAAGUAGAUAACAAUAAUCAUUAAAAUCAUGUAAUGUUAGUGUGUUUAUUAUUCACUAUGAUUUUUCAGUACAGAGUUUGCAAUUUUUGAUUC